AUGAAGGCUUUGACGGAUCCACAAAACUUGAUCAUUUAUGAAAUGCACCAAUAUCUGGACUCAGAUGGGUCUGGUACAUCAGAGACAUGUGUGAGCUCAACUAUCGGUCAGGAGCGCGUUGUGGCGGCUACGCAGUGGCUAAAAGACAAUGGGAAGAAAGCGUUCCUGGGCGAAUUUGCUGGCGGAGCCAAUGCCGUUUGCUCCAGUGCUGUCAAAGGCAUGCUUGACUAUUUGCAGGCUAAUAGCGAUGUCUGGUUAGGCGCAUCCUGGUGGGCAGCUGGACCCUGGUGGGGAGACUAUAUCUAUAGCUUUGAGCCCCCAUCUGGGACGGCCUAUACUUACUAUAUGAGUCUACUGCAAGCUUACUUUCCCGGAUCUAGUGGCUCGAGCACAACCACCACUACAGCUACCACCACCAAAGCCACUACCACUACCACGGCCUCCACGACAACCAAGGCGGCCACCACCACCACUGGAUCAAUCACUACAGGCGCUGCUCAUUAUGCACAAUGUGGUGGAGCUGGCUGGACAGGAGCUACUUCAUGCGCAAGUCCCUACACUUGCCAGAAACAGAACGACUAUUACUCGCAGUGUCUCUAA
Messenger RNA from Penicillium soppii, 600 nucleotides. It is a transcript of the gene egl2, whose product is annotated as putative endoglucanase. Gene Ontology annotation, cellular component: extracellular region. The transcript has a single exon. The record is from RefSeq and is a predicted model, not a curated record. Gene Ontology annotation, molecular function: hydrolase activity, hydrolyzing O-glycosyl compounds; cellulose binding. Gene Ontology annotation, biological process: glucan catabolic process. Bases 1 to 600 code for a protein of 199 amino acids. NCBI's taxonomy places the organism in Eukaryota, Fungi, Ascomycota, Eurotiomycetes, Eurotiales, Aspergillaceae.